Castor canadensis (American beaver) is the source of this 5970-nucleotide messenger RNA. It is a transcript of the gene Eps15l1, whose product is annotated as epidermal growth factor receptor pathway substrate 15 like 1. Gene Ontology annotation, biological process: endocytosis; endosomal transport. Gene Ontology annotation, cellular component: plasma membrane; clathrin coat of coated pit; cytoplasm. The record is from RefSeq and is a predicted model, not a curated record. NCBI's taxonomy places the organism in Eukaryota, Metazoa, Chordata, Mammalia, Rodentia, Castoridae. Gene Ontology annotation, molecular function: cadherin binding; calcium ion binding.
CACGCGCGGCCGCGGGCCCGCCCCCGUUCCCCCGGCGCUCAGAGCCGGAGUCCGCGGGAAGAUGGCGGCGCCGCUCAUCCCCCUCUCCCAGCAGAUGCCCGCUGGAAACCCACUGUAUGAAUCUUACUACAAGCAGGUGGACCCAGCGCACACAGGGAGAGUGGGGGCCAGUGAAGCAGCACUGUUUCUGAAGAAGUCAGGGCUGUCAGACAUCAUCCUGGGGAAGAUAUGGGACUUGGCUGAUCCAGAAGGUAAAGGGUUCUUGGACAAACAGGGUUUCUAUGUUGCACUGAGGCUGGUGGCGUGCGCGCAGAGCGGUCAUGAAGUCGCCUUGAGCAAUCUGAGUGUCAGCAUGCCUCCACCCAAAUUCCAUGACACCAGCAGUCCACUGAUGGCCACACCACCUUCUGCUGAGACCCACUGGGCCGUGAGGGUGGAGGAGAAGGCAAAGUUCGAUGGCAUUUUUGACAGCCUCUUGCCCAUCAGUGGCUUGCUGUCUGGAGACAAGGUCAAGCCCGUCCUCAUGAACUCCAAGCUACCUCUCGAUGUGCUGGGCCGGGUCUGGGACCUCAGCGACAUUGACAAGGACGGACACCUGGACCGGGAUGAGUUUGCUGUGGCCAUGCACUUGGUGUACCGGGCCCUGGAGAAGGAGCCGGUGCCCUCCGUCCUGCCCCCAUCCCUCAUCCCACCCUCCAAGAGGAAGAAGACUGUGUUCCCCGGUGCUGUGCCCGUCCUGCCCGCCAGCCCCCCACCCAAAGACAGCCUCCGCUCCACGCCGUCCCACGGCAGCGUCAGCAGCCUCAACAGUGCGGGCAGCCUGUCGCCCAAGCACGCCAUCAAGCCAACGCAGCCGCCAGCGACGUGGGUGGUGCCUGUGGCCGAUAAGAUGCGCUUUGAUGAGAUCUUCCUGAAGACCGACCUGGACCUGGAUGGCUACGUGAGUGGCCAGGAGGUGAAGGAGAUCUUCAUGCACUCGGGCCUCUCCCAGAGCCUCCUCGCACACAUCUGGGCCCUGGCAGACACGAGGCAGACGGGGAAGCUAAGCAAAGACCAGUUCGCACUAGCUAUGCAUUUCAUCCAGCAGAAGGUCAGUAAGGGAAUCGACCCCCCGCAAGUCCUGUCGCCCGACAUGGUGCCGCCCUCGGAGAGAGGCACUUCUGUCCCGGACAGCUCCAGCUCGCUGGGCUCUGGGGAGUUCACUGGUGUGAAGGAGCUGGACGACAUCAGCCAGGAGAUCGUCCAACUGCAGAGAGAGAAGUACUCACUGGAGCAAGACAUCAGGGAGAAGGAGGAGGCCAUCCGACAGAAAGCCAGCGAAGUACAGGAACUACAGAAUGACCUUGACCGGGAAACCAGCAGUUUGCAGGAGCUCGAGGCACAGAAGCAGGACGCCCAAGACCGCCUAGACGAGAUGGACCAGCAGAAGGCCAAGCUCCGAGACAUGCUGAGCGACGUCAGGCAGAAGUGCCAGGACGAGACCCAGACGAUCUCAUCGCUGAAAACCCAAAUCCAGUCCCAGGAGUCAGACCUGAAGUCCCAGGAGGAUGACCUGAACCGGGCCAGGUCGGAGCUGAGCCGGCUGCAGCAGGAGGAGACGCAGCUGGAGCAGAGCAUCCAGGCAGGGCGGGUGCAGCUGGAGACCAUCAUCAAAUCCCUCAAGUCCACACAGGACGAGAUCAGCCAGGCCAGGAACAAGCUGUCACAGCUGCAGGAGAGCCACCUGGAAGCCCACAGGAGCCUGGAGCAGUACGACAAAGCGCUUGAUGGGGUCCCUGGUGCUGGCCUCAGCGAAGGCGUCUCCCUGGUGGAGAGGGGCGGUUUUGGAGCCAUGGAUGAUCCUUUCAAAAAUAAAGCCUUGCUAUUCAGCAACGACAGCCAAGAGCUACACACGGACCCCUUCCAGACAGAGGACCCCUUCAGGUCCGACCCCUUCAAAGGGGCCGACCCCUUCAAAGGUGACCCGUUCCAGAAUGACCCCUUUGCUGAGCAGCAGACAGUGGCAACAGAUCCAUUCGGAGGAGACCCUUUCAAAGAAAGUGACCCAUUCCGCGGCUCUGCCACUGACGACUUCUUCAAGAAACAGACGAAGAACGACCCGUUUACCUCAGACCCAUUCACAAAAAACCCUUCCCUACCUUCCAAGCUCGACCCCUUUGAGUCCAGCGACCCAUUUUCGUCCUCUGGUGCCUCCUCGAAAGGAUCAGAUCCGUUUGGGACACUGGACCCUUUCGGAAGCGGGUCAUUCAACAGUGCCGAGGGCUUUGCGGACUUCAGCCAGAUGUCCAAGCCCCCACCUUCUGGCCCUUUCUCCUCCUCCUUGGGAGGUGCAGCAUUCUCAGAUGACCCCUUUCAAAGUAAACAGGACACUCCUGCUCUGCCUCCAAAGAAGCCCGCUCCUCCUCGGCCUAAACCGCCCAGCGAAGCAGUGCCUGGACAGAAGCCCUGUGCGCUGUACACACUGCUGGGUGGUAAAAGCACACCCGUAAGCCAGCUCGGUUCUGCAGACAUCCCCGAGCCCCCCGAUCCGUUCCAGCCACUCGGGGCUGACAGCGGCGACCCGUUCCAAAAUAAAAAGGGGUUUGGGGACCCGUUUAGUGGAAAAGACCCAUUUGUCCCCUCUUCUUCAGCUAAACCUUCUAAGGCCUCUUCCGCGGGCUUUGCGGACUUCACCUCUGGUGGCAUGGGACGCCCGUUUCUGUUCUUCACAGCGGGCUCUGUGACCGGGUCACACAGGGACCAUCUUGCUCAUUGAGUUUUGGAAGCCAUGCUGUGAGAUGCUUCCCAAGUGGACAGUGGGACCCCACUGUCCCCCGCAAAGUCAUUAUGCCCUGCUCUGCUCGUCCCGCCCACGCGCGUCCUGUGCGGCGGUGCGGGGAGAAGGCCGGGCCAGGCGGGACGCUGAGGGGAGAGCUGGGUGGCUGCUGACCGUUGACAGGAGAGGGGCUUGCCGUGCGGCCCAGGCUGGCCUGGAACCUUUGACCGUCCCGCCUCCACCUCCCGAGGGCUGGGAUCCAGACGAGUGCCACCAAGAGAGAGCGAGCUGAUGAAUUUGCGAUUUGUAUUUUGAUCAGCAGCAAUGAGAAGAAGUUGAACGUGGAUCAACCACGCUGAGGCCUUUGCCUUGGAGGGCACGGCCUGGGGUUGUGGCUGAAGUGGCAGUGCACCUGCCUCGCCAAGCCACCUCGGCCAUGUCCCCCAGCAUUGCACCCCCACGGUGCAUGCCUGGCGACCUGGUUGAUGUCGUCGACGCCUAGCACAGGUCAGCACACACCGUGGAUGUGUGCAGAAGGGUAACCUUGUUAGUCACAGCCACAAACUAAGCCACUUUGUCUGGAGGUUUUCCAGUAGCACUGGGCUUGCUUUUGGUGGAAAAGUCAGCAACGCGGAGGAAAACACACGGCGCUGUUCACGCAGGACUCAGGUACCAGGUCUGGGGGAGAGCCGGCAAGUGGGCCCAAUGGCGGCUGGAAGAAAUGGCGGUGUCCUUGCUGAGAUGCACAGUUCUGUUUCCUGUGACCCCAAGCCCAAAGGGCUCGUGCUUUGAAAACUUUUUUUUUUUUUUAAAUAAACAACCAAGGUUUCAAGGUGUCACUCAGCCUAACAUUUCUGGUCCUUCCAGAACAGACACUGACUGGGAUUUUAAAGCAUCCCCCUCCCCGGGCAAGAAAUCAGAUUCCGCCUGGUGUAGCCCUCAGCCCUGGUGUCUGUUAUUUAAAGUCACCUUUCCCACUGCCGAGGCCACCGUGUUUCCAGCUGAACUUACAGACAGCUCACCACCCGCUCUGAUGGGACACAGUGAGGGAGGGACGGCGUCCCCUCGGUCAGAGCGUCAGCACCGCUCUCAGGUCCUGGCCGAUCGGCCGGUGGCUUCUGGGUCGCAGCGUUUCCACCACCUGUAGCAAAUGCCAUCACUCUCUGACGGAUGGGCGGCAGGGAUCAGAGCCGCCCGGGGCUUCCUGUCACCUGUGCCAAAGCAGGGCACGCUGCGCCUUCCUCCCCGUGGCGUGCAGAGGGACACACGGGAGCCACCAGUUUAUGGGCCUGGAAUUUCCUUCCCUCAGUGGCCGACUGUGCUGCUGGCUUGACAAGUGUCUUCUGCCUAGAGUCCCCUCAGAACGAGCCUGUGUGUGGCCCUGUGUCCGUCGGCAAGUGACCCGCGCAGGGUAGCCGGGGCAGGUUCACGGUCAGGACCAGUGCUGACUAUAGGAGGGCGAGCCGCCACUGCCUCAGAGUGUGGUGGCUUCCCGAGAGGAAAGGCUGUCACCACCUCUGUCCCUGAACCCGUGGACUGUGGAUUCCUGAGAUGCUGCAACAUGAAGCCUCUUCUCGUGCAGCCUGUUGACGGUGAUGUGUGGAGAGGAAGGACGGCUGCCCUGUGCCUGCUCUGUCCUUGUCCCUGACGGCACAGAAGGAAGCACAGGUCAGAGCCGAGGACCGGCCGCUGUGCCCCAAGAUCUGCCCCAUGUCGUGGCCCUUCCUGGUCAGAGAAGCAGGAGGCGUCCCGUCGCAGCGGCGCCAGCCAGCCUGGGGAAGGUCUUCUCCCCAGAGAGAAUCCCUUUCUGGAAACUUCUCUCCGACACUGCAGUCCCCAAGGGCAGUCUCCACGUGAGGUCCCCACGCUGGCCUGGAGCCGGGUCUCUGAAGGCACCUGGAACUUUCCUGUCACUGCGUUUCACGUGCAGGCUCGGAUCCCUUGAGUGGAGGCUCAUUGAUGGAGCUCUGUGACUCUGGGUGACACUCUGUGACUCUAGACCGUGGUUUGGAAGCAGGCUGCUUGCUUGGCCCCAUGGGCCCAGGUUCUGAGCUGUGGUCCCCAAAUACCCCACCCCUCCAUGCUGGAGGACAGCAGGGUCCCUGUCAUCAGUCUAGCUGUCCCCUCCCUCUGUCGUCGGUCACUCUGUGAAGACAGCUCCCUGGCAUUUGAUGUCCCCUUGUUUUUCUCCCAGAGGCAUUGGAAAAUUCCCAAAAGCAGGGAAGGGGAGGGCUGUGUCUGUGGCUCAUGGUGGAAGCAGAUGAGGAGGAGCCAGUUUUCAGGGGUCCAUCCUGGGGACCCCACGGGUUUAUCUGGACAGCCCAAGGCUGGCCUUUCCUCCCAGGGGCGCCUUCUUCAUUCUGACACUGACCAAGGGGAGGGAACCUCCUGGCUCCGCCUCGCUUCAGGGUCACAUCUGGCUCUGAGCCGGGUCCCUUCCACUCACCUGCUUCCCCGUCCCCUGUUCCCUUCCAGGAGCACACAGGGAGGCCUGGGCUCCACCUUCCUGGGCUCCUGUGACCCCUUCUCCUCCCACCCCGAGUUCUGUUCCCAGCUGCAGUGCAGAGCAUUGAACUUCCCACGGGGACCCUCCCACGGUCCCCAGGACCAAAGGCUGCCCCCGCCAGUUACAGCGGACAGCCACUUCCCCUGCCUCGGUGUCCCCAGCUGUCAGAGGACCAAGAUGAUGGCGGUCCACCCUGAUGGUGUUGAGGGCUGAGUUCUAGGGGUGGCCCCGUGCCUCCCUCUCCAGCCCCCCUGCUGGAGUCCACCAGUCCAGUGGGCCUGGUCACGUUGGUGUCAUUUGCGGGUCUGUCUGUUCCCAAAGCCAGGGCGAGAGGAGCUGGUGGAUGCGGCUUUAUGGUUUGCAGUCACCAGUCUUAGGACCGAGAUGGUUUCCUCCCCAUCUUGAGAACAAUUUAAGGGACACGUGCGGUGGUGCCCACCUGUGGUCUCAGCCUUUGGGAGGCUGAGGCCGGAGGAUCGUGCAUUCGAGGCCAGCCUGGUCUACAGGGAGACCUUGUCUCAAAAAAACAACAGAAAGGAAAGAAGAGUAACACUCAGUGGCGGGGACGGGGGUGUAGCUCAGGGGACCUGGGGUACCAGGCCAGGUCCCAUCCCCAGCGCAGGCGAACGGUGGCGCUGCAGAGCUGGGGCAGGUGGGUGGCCUGGGCCUUGUGGCCCGCAUCCCUGGCCCGCAGUGGCCUCACCCUGCC